Gasterosteus aculeatus aculeatus (three-spined stickleback) is the source of this 1497-nucleotide messenger RNA. RefSeq names its product immediate early response gene 5-like protein. Lineage: Eukaryota; Metazoa; Chordata; Actinopteri; Perciformes; Gasterosteidae. The record is from RefSeq and is a predicted model, not a curated record.
GAGUUGCAAAUCCAUGCCCUUACUGGGAAGACAUGGAGCGCUAUGGACACAGUCUACCCGAAUCGAGUAGGAAUCUCAACUAAAGGCAUAUUUCUUCAGUGAAGAAACAACCUCUUUGAGAGACCGAGAGAAAAAGAACGGCUGGCCCUGUUGAGGAUGGAGUGUGCAUUUGACGCACAGAAUCUGAUCUCCAUUUCUUUGAGGAAAAUCCAAAGCUCCAGGACGCAGAGAGGAGGCAUCAAGCUCCACAAGAACUUACUGGUAACGUACGUACUGAGAAACGCCAGGCAGUUUUAUAUGAGCAAAAACUUGUCGCAAACGCAAAGGACGCACCAAUACGAGGAUGUGGCGACAGUCCGCCAAAGGCAAGACUAUUUCGAAUUGACCGGGAGCUUAACGGAGUUGGCCGAUGACUUCUACUGCAACUUUACUGGGGUUGAGUCGGACACUUGGCAAUGCGGAGCGCACCAGCCCAACGGCCAGCCUGCAGAAGUGGCGCACCAAGACGCAUCGGCCUGCGCAAUGCUUUCGGCGAGCGACUCGGACCUCAUGGUUUCGGAAGCCUGUUGGAGUUGUGCAGACAAGUCCUCCUGGGAGUUACCUAUCCCAAACCUGCAAGCCAACCAAAAGACUGUCCUGGACUUGGACACGCAUGUGGUGACUACUGUCACGAAUGGGUACUUCCACUCAGACUGUUGCGCGCAGCCUAAACAGCCGCAGGGCGCGCAGUGCUACGCUAAAAAGCGAAAGAUGGACACAAGUUAUCAUAUUGUUGAUCCAGAGUUUUAUUUGCCAGACUUUGGGCCACUGCCUUGCAAAAGGAUGAGGACGGAGGAUGAUUUAUAUUCGGACUCGGAACAGUUGGACAGCACAAACAUCUCCAACCUGAUCUCAGUGUUGGGUUCAGGUGGACUAUCCGAGUUUGUGAGUUGGCAGCAAACGGACCUUGAGCAAAUAUUCGCCGCUCAAACAAUUUGUUUAAAACACACACUGUUAUCCGGCAGUGGAUGGACCAGAGCAAUUGAAGCAUUUUGAUUUGUAUGAUUGUUUGUCUUUGUAUUGUUUCAUGUUAUUGCUUUCAAAUAAACCAUGACACGACUGUAAUUCCCCAUCUCCUCUGUUAUUUUGAUGAAAUGUGAUAUUACAGAGCAAACGUGUUCAUUUUGGAUCACUUUUGAAUAGUAACAUCUGUCGUGCCUGUUGGUAUGCUUCCUUCACACGGUAAACAUUAAUUGUACCUUUUCAUUUAAACGUUAUUUUCCUGUGUUUCGUUUGGGAGAACUGGAGUCCGUCUUUGGUUCGCAGCUCCUUUCCCAAAGAAAUGACUUUAACUUGCUGUUUCUGUGCAAAGACGUUGGACGAGCUCCACCACGUGGCCAUUAAAGAUCUGUGCAGCCUCGUGCAGCAUCUCAACGCAGAAUAUCAUUCUGUAAAUGUAUUAUUCAUUUCAGGGCCUGCCUUUAUUAAUCAAUAAAACUAACAUCAUUUAAAAAGAAA